CCUAUAUAUAUCAAGCUCGGCGCCGUCUACAGUCCGCUCUACCGCAUCGGUAGCUUAAAUAAACAACAAAUCGAUAUUAAGGCAAGAGCUAUCUACUUGAUACCGGGCAAUACACUAUACACAUAGUUAACUUGCUAUGAUGCCCGACCAUGUAUAUAUUAUCUACUCAUUACGAGAACCCUAGCAUAUGGUUUGUAGCAAUUAUCACCAGAUACCCUUGACGAAUCGAAAUGCCAAGGAUUCUUUGUAUGUAUGAUCGGACCAACACUUUAUCGCGUCCAUUCAACAAGAAAGUAUCGGAGAAGGGAUAACAAUCCGAUCCAUUCAAUAUGUAAGGGAUAUCGCCUCGGUCCCUUAGACCUUAGGCUCGUCGCUCAUCGCAAUUCCAUUCCGCGGGGUAGGCCUUGUCAGCAUGCCGACUGUUUAACAUACUUAAGACCUAGAUGCGCCAGUAUUCACACAAUCAAGUUAUCAACCACCAUUCCAAAGUUUUCAUAAAGUACUCUACGAUUCCCUCUAUACUUGAACUUCAUCCCAUCACCACCUAACCAGCAUCAUGGCUUCGUAUCUAAUCACAGGAGCGGGUCGAGGUCUUGGACUAGCCUUUAUGCGUCAAGCCUUAGCACGGGACCCGGCUGCGACUGUCGUUGGACUAGUUCGUGACAAAGUAAAGGCUGAGAUUAUCAUCGCUGCGGAGCCAGAGCUCAAGAACGUCAAGCUCGUCCAAGGAGACCUCAGCGAUUAUGCGUCUCUAGUGAAAGCCGUAGAAGAAGUAUCCAACAUCACUGGUGGACGCUUAGACUAUCUGAUUGAAAAUGCUGGAGCAAUGUAUGAGCUGAAGGGGCUGACUACUAUGGACAAACUUGCCGAUCGACCCGAAUUCCUCGAGGAACGACUGCUUUAUGGUUUCAAGUUAAAUGUUAUAGGGAAUAUACAUCUGUUUCAUUUAUGCUUGCCGCUUAUUCGGCGUAGCAGCAUCAAGAAAGUUCUCGCUAUCUCUACGGGCAUGGCAAGCCUAGAGUAUCUCACAAAGUAUGACUCCGGGGUGUCAGGGCUACAUUCGAUUACUAAAGGCGCGCUCAACGUCGCGAUCGCCAAGCUCAGUGCGCAACACCGCCAUGAGGGCAUCUUGUUUUUGUCUGUGUCACCUGGUGUCGUCGCGACCUUGGACUAUAGCUCAUUCACUGAAGAAGAGCUUCAAGGCAUGGCAGGUCUGGUAAAGAGCGUCCUGGCAUUCAAGCCAGACUUCAAAGGCCCGCUAUCUCCGGGCAAAGCGACAAGCGAUGUAUUGGCUGUCCUCGAAAAGGCGAGUUUCGAGGCUGGAGAUUCUGGAUCGUUUCUUCCUCGGUGGGAUGCUAACUAA
Molecule: messenger RNA, 1363 nt
Organism: Hypoxylon trugodes
Lineage: Eukaryota; Fungi; Ascomycota; Sordariomycetes; Xylariales; Hypoxylaceae
Product: NAD(P)-binding protein
Exons: 5
Coding region: 557-1363 (268 amino acids)
Molecular function (GO): oxidoreductase activity, acting on the CH-OH group of donors, NAD or NADP as acceptor
Source: RefSeq, a predicted model, not a curated record